Messenger RNA from Strongylocentrotus purpuratus (purple sea urchin), 11911 nucleotides. Its product is annotated as DNA polymerase zeta catalytic subunit-like. The transcript has 19 exons. Gene Ontology annotation, molecular function: DNA binding; DNA-directed DNA polymerase activity; nucleotide binding. Gene Ontology annotation, biological process: double-strand break repair via homologous recombination; error-prone translesion synthesis. The record is from RefSeq and is a predicted model, not a curated record. The coding region runs from base 156 to 6590 and encodes 2144 amino acids. NCBI's taxonomy places the organism in Eukaryota, Metazoa, Echinodermata, Echinoidea, Camarodonta, Strongylocentrotidae. Gene Ontology annotation, cellular component: zeta DNA polymerase complex; nucleus.
CCAACAACCUAUUUGACAAAUCAUCCAGAUCUCCUGCCAAACAACGUAACAGAGAACCUGUGAAGGUUGCAAAGAGAAGCCGUCCAACAGCAAAGGCUGAAGUAAAAUUAUCUCCAAGGCAAAAGAGGAGCAGACCAGAAAAGUCUACAUCCUGUAUGGAAUUGGGCUCUGAAGAUCAGUCCCAGUCUCCUCUGUUAGAUCGAUCAUUUGUCUUUGAUAGUAUUCUGACUAGUCCAUCAACAGUGGGUAGGGGACAUAUGGGUCAAAGAAGUCCCAGGGAUUUGAGGAAGUUGGAAAGCAAAGGGUCACCUGUGCCUUCUUCCAAACAGAUUGGAAGAUCACCUCUGAAAGGUGUGAGGGAUCUUUCUGGUAAACUGGUGCAGAUUCAAGCAUCUGAUAACAGAACAAUCCAAGAUGGGGACUUGGGAGAAUUCAAGACUGAACAUAGAAAAAAAGCUAACCGUUUGAAGACUGACAAAAAGGAAAACCUAUCUGACAAGAGCAAAGAGGACAAAGAAAUGAAGCAUAAAAAGGCAAAACAACAGCGGUCCAAAGAUGAUAAGGGGACAAAAAAUACCACAUCCCAAGGAGAUCGAAAGAAAGAGCCAAGGGCGCGGAAAAAGAAAGACAAGAACCUAGAUGGAAGGAGCGAAAAAAGUAAAAAGAACAGAGGGCCUGAAGAAAAACCUGUGAAGAAGGGUCGAAAGCCUUCUGCAUUAAAAUUUCAUCCUGUCACUAUGCCAUUCGUGAGGCUGAGGGAAGCUACAUGGCCAAAGUUGAAAGCAUGCAAAGAACUCAAUCCCAAUCUCAUCUUGAGAAAGCUUUGCUUAGAUGAGGGAAGCUGGAGGGAAGUUGUCAGGAAUGCCCUCUACAGAGACCUCAAUCGACUGGCAAAGAGUAAAAGAAGUCUGGGAGAUGAGGAAAACACAGAUGCUAAAAGAGUCAAGAAUGGUAUUAGCACCCCUUGGGGGAAAGGCCCAGCAUCGUCAUCACCCAGAAAGGAACAGCUGAAAGCCAUAAUGGUUGCAAAACAAGGCAAGGAUAUCUACAAAAGAUUAAAAGGAGCAACUCCAAGGAGAAGAGCAAAGUCCAAGAUACAAGACAUCUAUGGGGGUGGUCCUGACAACAAAGUUUGGAACUUUGUUCCUCCGAUCACUCCUCCAGACGACGAGAUCACAAAGAACCCCAUUCCAGAGAUCUCAGAAAUGAGCAAGGAUGAUUCUCGAGAUGUGAUGUGGCGGUUGGCAUGCUAUUCUCCACAGCGUCCAGAGAAGAUUAGUUCUCCGCCGAGAUGCUGGUCUCCACUGAGCAGGAUAUCUGAUACCGAAGAGGAAUACGAGGAGGAUGAUGAGUACAUAGACAAGGAAAAUGGAGUAGCGCCCCUGCCGGUUGAAAAUGUUGGGAAGGAGGAAGGGACAGUUGCUGUCCACACCUCUGAUAACGAAAUGGAUAUUAUUGAGAGAAACCUUGGGCAGAUUUCAGACUUUAGCGUCUAUGAAAAGAUGCUAGGCGGCACAACUGCAGGAAGGUCCCUUCAACAAGAGACAAAAUCAACCAAUGAUGAUUUUGCCCUGGAGCAUUUCCAGGAAGAUGUCUCUGGAAUCUUUAAUCACCUCCAUGGAAAUUUAGAGAAGGACGCCAUCUCUGAUGAAUUUGCCAAACUUGAUAAUUCUGUUCCCAACAGCCAUGUCAAUAGGAUGGAAAGGGGGAAGCAGAUACCAUCUCAACUUGGUCAAGUUUCUAAUCAACAUAGACGAACAAGCAAGGUUAAUGGUAGUCACUGUACUACUGAAGCCCAGGUUCACCAUCAUGCAACGAGUAGCCAAAGUCAGCAACUGGCACGAGAUAGUGCAAGCAAAUCUAGAGGACAUUCUGUACCACAGAGUAGUCCACUUCUACCUCAAAAUAAUAUCCCAAUGCAGGCUGCUUCUCAAUCCAAUUCUGAGGGAAGUGUGAGUAACAGUUCAUCUCAGAUUCCUCCGGGCCAGAAGCCUCCUCCAUAUUAUUCUGACAUAACCAACUCUGGAUCAUCAUCGCCAUAUACAGCUCAUUCUCCACGCAGCAUUGAGAGAAGCGCAAGCAACUCCAGCUCCAUUCAAUUCGCUGUCCAUAGCCAGGGUAAGACCUUGCAGACACCAGGAUCACAAGAACCAACAACCAUUCCAGAGACAGACUCUGAACAUAGUAGUGGCAGCCCUCCUCAGCAUCAGUACAACUCCAGUCAACCUACACAACUUACCACUCAAGGAAAUCACUCCAAAGAACCAGUUAUCCAUCCAGGAAACAGUACCAACAACCAAUCGGUGUACUACCACGGUGCUUCGCAUACAAGCCAAAGCAUGUACGACAUGUCCAGCCAUUCUCUUAAUCAGUCAACGGCCUAUACCAAUGAUAGGGUGUCAAACCAGAGUCAGGGCUUCAGCCAACCGCAUCUUCCGCCCUACCCGUCUCCAGGUAACAAUCAGGGAUACCCACCUCCGUACCCGUCCACCCAGUCCUCCUACCCCAACCCUCCAUCCCAAUCCCCUAACCACCAGCACCAGUCGCCCAGCUCUGGAUCGCAGACCCACGCUGCUUACAGAGUGCCCUAUCAACCGGGUCCCCAGCAGCACCCGUACCAAGACAGCAACGGAUCCACGGUCCCGGCAGCCAAGCCCAAGAUCUGGCGGCCUGUGGCUAUGCCUCCGACAGACACCAUGGUUAGGAGCAGCCUCCAGGAGUAUGGAUUGCCAGAGGUUCACCACCAAGGUGCAUACUGGGGAAAUCCUCAGGAUCAUGCUGGGAGACAGAGGGAGGGCCUUGGCCAAGCACAUGUUCAGACCAUGCUUCCCUCAUCACUGCAGCCUGCUGAAACCCCCUGUGGAACAAUGGGACUGAACCAUUGGCAGACAGUUGUCCAAUCACAGGGAGAGGCAUCAUCUUCCCAGGGCUAUCCCACUUCUCAUCAGGGGUAUAACAGAGAUGCUGUGUGGAUGCCUUCAAAGUAUCCCCCACCUCGAGGAUCAGUGGCUGGAUGGCUGAAUACCAAACAGCCAGGAGAGCAGAGACAUGGCUUUAGGCAUGACAAUCCGGCUGCUCCUCCAGGGUACAAGCAGAAUCAUGAACAUGGGCAACAAGCUGUGACACUGCCACCCACCUCACCAGGACAGAACACGCCUUUCUUGCCACAACAACACAAUGGCAACCUGCCCAGCCAUCAGAACAACCACUACACAACAUCCCAAGGACAGCAGGCAAACAUGGAGAGUGAUGGUCGCAACAAUGCACCACAGCUACCACUUAGUGGCCAGCAAAAUGUGAUUCCGCCACAAGGCACUUCGCCCUUGCAACCUGGUGCUUACCCGUUACAGUCGUCGACCCAGCAACAAACUGCAACUCCUAGGCAGCAGCCUCUACAAGCAACUCAACCGACGCCUGCUGCUGGAGGGAGUAAACAUCCAACAUCAUCCCUGCGUGCAUCAGCCACACCUUGUGGAAGCAGCAAUGGCAUUCCUGCUCAGGGACAACCUGCAGCAAGGGAUUGCCCCAAUGACCCCUCUACAGCUACCGACUCCAACAACCCAGCCACAACUCCUGGUGGCAAGCAGAAAACCAGACCCCUUAAAGGUUCCAGUAUGAUUACUCCCGUGGCUGGGAUUCCUAGAGGGGCGCAGAGUUGUACCCCUCCUCUGUCAAGCACCCCACUACGCCCAUUGUCAAGGACUGCUAUGAUGUCACAGGAACAACCUGGAGUGACUCCCAUUGCCAUGCAGAAGCCUACACCCCUCAUGGACCUUACCAAGAUGAAGCACCCUUCCCUUCCAUGCACUCCUGCACAGGUAACUCCAGACGCUGCACUGAGGAAGAAACGCUCGUUGACCUCUCAGAUUGAGGGACCGACCCCAAAGAAUACCUAUGGCUUCAAGGUCAGCCAGGGAAAUGUUCAAGAUGCAAAAGCUCUUCAUGUGGUUCAGCACCUGACCACCAUGAGUCUUGAAGUCCAUGCCCGUACAAGACGGGACUACCAUCCCGACCCUGAAUUUGACCCCAUACGAGCCAUAUUCUACUGCAUCCAUACAGAUGGCCCUGACAACAAAGCCCCACCCGGUAACCAUCACCGUCACAAUGUCGAUGACCCCAAAGCUUCGGCAGAUGCGAGCAAAGACGUCAGUGAUGAGGGUCACAGCAGGGUCGGGGUGAUUAUGGUUGACCUCUCAAAGAAGGGGUCAAAGGGCGAUGGAGGGAACGUGACUGACUUGAAUGUGGUGACCCAGCGUGAUUGGAUGGCCAGGUCAGGGGUCAUGGGGAUAGAGGUCACGUAUGUGGAAGAAGAGAAGGAGAUGUUUGAGGAGUUUGUCAAACUUGUUAGGAGACAUGAUCCAGACAUGUUGGCAGGGUUUGAGAUUCAGCAGCUUUCGUGGGGUUACCUCUUCCAGAGAGCAGCGUUCCUUGAGGUACAGCUCUGUCAACUAAUCUCAAGAUUACCAGAUGAUAAGCGUGAGAGUCACUUUUCUGCAGACAAAGAUGCAUACGGCGCCGACCACAUGUCAGAGAUCACAGUGGCUGGAAGGGUUGUCCUUAAUCUAUGGAGGAUCAUUAGGCACGAGGUGACUCUUAACAUCUACACCUUUGAGAAUGUUGCAUACCAUGUCCUUCACCAGCGGCUCCCUCUCUUCACGUUCCGCUCCUUGACCGACUGGUUUGACCACAUUACCGCGUUCUACAGGUGGAGGACAAUUGAGUACUAUGCUGACAGAGUGAAAGGGAACAUCCAACUUAUCAAGAAGCUCGAUCUGAUUGGAAGGACCAGCGAGCUGGCCAGGCUCUUUGGUAUCGAGUUCUACUCUGUGCUAUCAAGAGGGUCCCAGUAUCGAGUCGAGUCCAUGAUGUUACGGCAGGCCAAGGGCGGGAAUUACAUCGCAGUAUCGCCCAGUGUCCAGCAGAGGUCGAGGUCAAAGGCGCCGGAGUGCAUCCCCCUCGUCAUGGAACCCGAGUCAAGAUUCUACGAGGAUCCCGUCAUCGUGCUCGACUUCGCCUCCCUCUACCCGUCCAUGAUGAUCGCAUACAACUAUUGCUUCUCCACCUGUCUCGGUCGUGUAGAACAUCUUGCCCAAGGCGGUGAGUUUGUGUUGGGCUGUCGCACUCUCUCUAUCCCUCCUAAGCAACUGGACCAGCUCCUGGCCUCGGGUGGUGUCCACAUAGCCCCUAACGGUAUAGCCUUUGUGAAACACAGCGUCAGGAAGGGUGUCCUCCCCAGGAUGUUGGAUCAGAUUCUCAAUACAAGGACCAUGGUGAAGAAAGCACUUAAAGACCAUAGAGGAGACAAGGUGUUGGAGAGGAUGCUGGAUAACAGGCAGCUGGGGCUGAAGCUGAUAGCAAACGUGACCUAUGGCUACACGUCGGCUAACUUCUCUGGACGAAUGCCCUGUAUAGAGGUUGGUGACAGUGUAGUGAGGAAGGGGCGUGAGACCCUAGAGAGGGCCAUCAAGAUGGUGGAGACCACCGCUAAGUGGGACGCUAGAGUGGUUUAUGGAGACACAGACAGUUUGUUUGUGCUGGUGAAGGGCGCAACCAAAGCAAGAGCCUUUGAGAUAGGGAGAGAGAUCGUUGCAGCCGUUUCCGCGGAGAACCCUAAACCUGUCAAACUCAAGCUGGAGAAGGUGUACAAACCAUGUGUGCUUCAAGCCAAGAAGAGGUAUGUGGGAUACAAAUACGAGUCACCAGAUCAGAAAGAACCGGAGUUUGACGCCAAAGGAAUAGAGACGGUGCGGAGAGACUCAUGUCCUGCAGUUGCAAAGAUCUUGGAGCGGUCGCUCAAAACCCUCUUUGAGACCAAGGACGUGUCAAAGGUCAAACGUUACGUACAGCAGCAGUUCCAGAAGCUCAACGCAGGUCAGAUCGGUCUACAAGAUCUCAUCUUUGCCAAGGAGUACAGGGGAAGACAGUACUAUAAACCAACCUCCUGUGUGCCAGCAUUGGAGAUUGCCAAACGAAAACUUGCCGUGGACCGUCGGUCGGAGCCCAGGGUGAGCGAGCGGGUCCCCUACGUGGUGGUCCACGGUAGCCCCGGCUUACCCCUCAUCCAGCUGGUCCGUACCCCUCAGGACUACCUCCAGGAUCCCUCCUACAACCUCAACGCCCCUUACUACAUCACCAGGCAGAUCAUCCCGGCGUUGAACAGGGUGUUUGGUAUGAUGGCUGUAGAUACGUUGGAGUGGUACCAAGAGCUGCCAAAGGUAGUCCAUGUCAACACCGUCCCCAGCAAGGCUAAAGGCUCAGCUAAUGCCAGGAAGGGCACCAUCUCCCAGUACUUCUGCAGCCUGAACUGUGCAGUAUGCGAUCGUUUGACCCAGUCUGGUCUCUGUGAGGUAUGCCGGUCAAGCCCCCAGACAACGGUCACCUCAUUGAUGAAGAGGGUCCAGGAUUGGGAUCGAGCCAGGGCACAAAUAAACAAGAUCUGUACAAGCUGCUGUGGCUUUGCCGACAACAAGCAGCAUUGCGCCACCCUGGACUGCCCAAUCCGGUUCCAACUGGUCAAAACCGAACACAAGAUGGAGAAAGUGGCACACUUCCUCUCAUUGGUGCAAUCCAUAGACCCUCCUAGUACGUGAGCUCCGAUUGGCUGACUGUGCUACAUGUAUGUAUGUCUGUCCCUACCAAUCAAAUUGGACCGUUGUGUUGUUCUCUGCAAUGAAGCUGGGAUCGAUUUGUCAGUGUACGAGUGUCCUGCAGUACAGGUGCAAAGAUUGAUUGAGAUACGUGUACUUUUCUGAAAAGAUAUCCAGUAUCUUAAGUGUAUAUUACAGUAUGUGCCAUAUGUAGUUAUGAUAUAUUAAAUACCAAGAACAUGUUUACAAUUCUCUGUGUAUUUACAGUAUACCUGUAUAGAACUUUAAGCAGUACUUUGCACUUGAAGCAUGGCAGAGGCUUGAAAAGAGUUGCUUACUGCAGUACCAUAAAGAACAAAUUCAACAGUCGUCAUAUUAAAACGUAAAAUUUCUUUAUGCAUUUUUGUGUCAAUCGCUCUUAGUGAUUUUUUAAUGUUUUUUUUAAUAAAUUGUACAUAUUACCUGCAAGUACAGUGACUUAGCCAAAUUUGUGAAUACACCUCACGACAUGAGAUGUUACUUGAUUUGUAUGUUUGAUUUCAUUGCGUAAAAUAUUUUGAUUACAACAUUUGCUGCAUUUUAGGCCUACCUCCUUUGUCCACCAUAACAGUGUACCUGUAAUUAUGAAUUGUUCACUUCUUUUAAGGUUAACUUAGGCAGAUAUGUUUUCUACAAAAAAAUCCCCUGAAAAGACUCAGAUCGAGUCAUCCAUUUCAUUUAGAGGUUGCACUACACACCUUUAAACCUGGACGAAACAUUGGACGGGGUGAUGCCCGUAUCAUUGACUUUGAGACCCACUUCUGGUCAAAAAAGGUAAAAUAAUCCAUGUAGAUUUAAAGGAUCAAUCCUUCACUGAAUAGGGAUUCUGGCUGUCCGCUAUCGCCUUCCCUCCAGUGCUAUUUAACAAAUACCACUGGUAACCCAAGUUGAUUGCCAACCAUCUUGCUUGAUUCUUUGUAACUGAACUAACAUCUAACAAUUUGCCAUCAUGGUAUAUGAACAUGCAGUUAUGAUCUUGCACUGAAAUAAGAAUAAAGAUGCUGUGAAAUCUUGUACAGUAUUCCCUUACAGUCUGUCAGAGAUGUACAAUUGAGAUUUGUCCCAUUUGCUUGCCCUGCUGCGAAAUGAUAUUGCCUCUAGAUAUAGAUGUCGCUAGGAGCGAUAAAAUAUUAACCUUCAGUUUUAGUACUGAAAAACCACUAACAUUGGCAACAUGAACUUCGAAGAAUCAGUAAUGCUAGUCCGUUAAUAAGCUGCACAUUUUUUGAAGAAUCCGACCACUCGUUAAAAUCACAAACUAUGUGGGCUCAUAAAAAUUCAUGUUUUUACAGGAGCUUAUAAAUUGUUUGAAUAGGAACAAUUAGCAUUAAGAUGACGCAAAAUGGAAAUGUUUUUUGACACAUUUUUUCAGGAUAAAUGAGGCUUCAUAGUGUAAACAGUUUUGAGAGUGUAGACCUUAUGUUUGGAUAAACUUGACAUAGCUUGACUGAGUAACUUAACUUUUUUUUUUUAUAUUCAAUAAGUGCUGCAAAAAAACAACAACAUUAAAAUCAAAUCAAAUGUAUUAGGUGCCAAAUAUAUGCAAUUUCGUUUGAUAACAGGAUUCACGGUCUCCAAGAAUUCUAUGCAUCUAUGUUUUGGUUGUUUUUGUUUAAAUCAGACGCAAAGCCGCUGCCAUUUUGUACUUACAUGUACCUUAUGUAUUUCUGGUUUAUUUCUAGUUCAAGAUGAAUUUGCACUCAUUAAUAAUUGUUCUUUCCCAUCCUACUGUCAUUUGUUUGAACCAUUUUUAUCCAUUGGUAAAGUAAAGUCAACAAAUGUUAUUGUUAUGUUCACCCUGGUUUUCAUGUGUUUUUGUUUUCUUCUAAUGAGUACUCGGUGCUCAUGUUUGAUAUCUGUGUACUGAUGUUUCCUGAAUCCAAAUCAAGGUUUCGGUGUCAUCAUCAUCAUCAUUAUCAUCAUCAUCUUCCAAAUUUAUCCAAGCAACUCCAUACUCCAACCUUAUUUGGCUUCCCUCGUGUUUAUAAUUGGUUCGUGACCUUUGAACCCAGUGAAGUGCCGAAUCAUUUUGGCGUUACAUUUAUGCGUUUCUUUGACUUUUUAUUUGUAACAUAUCGAUCUGAACUUGCAUUGUAAGAUUUGAUUAUUAUGGAAAUCUUACAACGUGAAAAUGUUUGUGAAAAAUGGGGUGUAUUAGUUAUCUAUUGCAAAUUACAAAUAUGUUGAGUAUUCUAGGAAAAUCAUUCUAGGAAAAAAAAGACUUUAGUGUACUAUUGCUCUCAAUCGAGUGCUGUAAAUACAUUUGUACAUUUAUAAUGUUGGUUUGAACAACGCACUGCAUCUUUUUGUAAAGGUUCUGUGUUUGUAUGUUUUUUUAGUUUACUGACUUAUUUACUGUUUAUAAUCAGGUCACAAAGAUGUAUAUUAGGUUUGUUUUACUCUAUAGCUCUGAUACUGCUGUAAUGAAAUUAUCAUGAUCAUGUAUGCGUCUUGUAUUAUUUAGGUUGUUCAUGUGGAUUUGUUGUUGUUUUGAGAAGAAUUUUCACGUAAUAGGUAUUCACACUAUUUUGAUAGCAUUCACUGAAUAAAUGUUUACUCAAAUCAUUGCGUGUAUUGUUUUUGCAUCAAAAGUUACUAGCAAUUGUUCUAUAGUACCAAGGGAGCUAAUCUCCUUAAUCAUGAUGUUUUAUUUUGUUUGUUGCUAGGGAAUAUACCUAGCAUACACUUUGUCAAUAUAUGAAUUUUGAAACAGGAACGAUAAUUGGAAAAAAGUGAGCUAAAAUAUACAAUGGCGUGUACAGAUAUAUGUUGUACAAAAUCAAGAAUGAUGAAGAAGAUGAAAAAAAGGGAAAGAACAUUUUAUUUUCAUGCUCUCUUUCUUCUUUCAUGUUAUCAUUAAAGGUUUUUAGAUAGGGAUGUAUUUGUUACUGAAAAAAGUAAAUAUGAGGAUGUUCACCUGUGUAGAAAAGAAGAAAAAUCAAGCUCAUCAUGAUAUUUUUGUGCUGUUUCAUGGAACAUUGUAACCGAUAUAAUGUCCAUGUACCUUGUUUUAUUGUCUGAUUCGAGAUAUUGAUUUCUUCUUGUUUCUGUGUGUAUUCAUGAGUAUAUUAAAUUUCAAGUGUUUUAAUUAUGCCAACUGGUAAACAUCACUUUUUGUUGUAGAUAUGUAAAUGUAUUGGUUCUUUUCCACCCCUGUGACAGUACAACUCCUAAAUUAAAUCAUUGACUGAAAAUUUAAGUUUGUCAACCCAAAUGGGUAAUAUGACACAGAGAUAUUGAUCUGAUUUUGGCAGAGUUUAUGAGAAAGAGGUAGAUUGAUCAAGUUCAUGCACGUUUUAAAAUUGUAAUGGAUUAAGAAUAUGGUUGGAAUAUAAAAAAAAGUCAGUUGUAUAUUUGACUUAAAGGAAGGCUAUGUAGAAGUGUAUAUAUUUAGGAUGAAAUGUACAGCAAAAAACAUACAGUUUAGCAAGUUUCCUAGUAGAUUGUACACGUAGCCAGAGUAUCGGACCAAAAUGAUGUGUGUUAAUGUCGCAUUGCAUUAGUCAAUCAUAGACAUUGUUGUUACGAGUCAGAAACUAAAGAUGUGCACUUCAUGUUUUGUUGUCACAUAUUAUCUUUGUUUUAUGUUUUUACCACAACAGUAUUUGACAGGUGGAGCAUCUUGCUAUAUGUUUAAUCAUGUGGAUUAUAUUAGUAGAUGACAAUGUUGCUUGUGGUCUCCUCAAUAGGUUUAUUUGUUUUUUCUUUCGUCUCUUGUUUUGUUUUAUUUGUUGAGAUUAUUGACCAGUUUUAUCCUUCUUCCCGCUUACUUUGAUAUUCUUCAGUUGUGAAAAAAUUAUGAAAAGUAUUCAGGAAUAGAUUGUUGAUAACAAUAUCAUGUGCAACGAUCCAUAGCAGCCAAGCUGUGCUUGUGAGAGGAACACAUACUAUCUAAAGCUUGCCUAAACACAGUGUUAUCGAUGUGAUAGUGACCCCGAUGAUUUGAGUGGCACGUAUUUUGCAUUAUUCUUAAAUUUCUGCAAGUGAGCUCAACUUAUAGCGCUUGUAUGGCCAUACGAGUGGAGUGUCACCUUGGUGACGUUUACGUAUUAUAUUUUGAUAUAGAAUUUCGUGGAGUAUAUAAGCAUUAAGAGCAAAUAUCACAGAAAAUUUGAUUGAUUUCUGCUUCCGUACACGUACUAUGCCGCUCAUGAUUACAAUGUAAUUGAAAAUGGUUGUCAACAGGAAGCAGACUUUUUUAUGUUCGCUAUUUUCUCGUCCCAUUGGCAUUUUUGUUUUCAGUUUACAAUUUUCAAUCAUAUUGCUUCUUUUAAUAUACAUUUUAAUUUGUAUUAAACUAAGGAAAAGUGAAAGAAAGAAAUAAUUAGUGGCAAUUCAAGGGGCGAAGCCCAUUCAUAAAAUGCCUCCAUUUUCUUUCUAAAAAUGAGUGCCAACGCAACUUUGCCUCUAACAAAAUAUGCACGUAAUCGUUUAGGACUUUAUUGAAAAGACUAUGUUGGUUUUUGUGUCCACCGGUGCAAUAGAUACAUAUAUUACAUCAAAUUUUGUUUGGUUUACAGAGAAAUCACCAGUUAUUGAAGAGAAAUAUAAGCGUUUCCCGUAUCUAUGUAUUUGAUGACCUUGAAAUAUUUAAAUGUGAGGUGGACCAGUAUGACAGUUAAUUGAUUGUUUUCUGCUGAUUUAAUUGGGGGCUCUUUGUUAUGUUGUAUUUUGUCAUCUAUUGAUUGUAGAUUCGUUGUUAAAAUAGAUGAGUAAUAGAGGCAUGUUUAUGGUAGGAGUUAAAUAAUCAUGAUUGUGGUAAAUAAUCAUCUGUUAGUGUUCAUCAACUUGUACUUAAUGUGUUUACGUUUUUUUCCUAGAGUAAUUUGUUUUCUAGAACGAUGCUCGUUGAAUUUUCCCUUCUGCAAAGGUGGAAACGUAGGGUGGACUUGUCGUUUAUGUACAUACAAACAUUAGGGGUCCCAGCGUUGAUCCCUGUGGAACUCCUCAAUGAACAAUACUUAAUGUACUUAAAACACAUGAAGGUUAUGUUCCAGCUUUAGCGUGACUGAUAUUGUAAACGAAACGUUUCGGCCUCUAGCGGGCUCGACGUUAAGGUGUUGUGGGAAAAAAGAAUCUAUGUUUUAAAUAGAUGUUUUGUGAACUGAAAAUAGAUCUCGUUUUGAAGGUUAUGUUAUUGUAUCGUCUGCGCAAACGAAUCAUGAUGUAAUGCCAUCUUAUAUUUUGUACAUUUUUGCGCUCGUGGUGAGUUCUACUUGUAGUGUUGUAAGGAUUGGAUAAGAAAGUUGUUUGGCUGAAAUAAAGGCUUACUUUUGAAACGCCAA